Phialemonium atrogriseum is the source of this 1577-nucleotide messenger RNA. Its product is annotated as porphobilinogen deaminase. The transcript has a single exon. The coding region runs from base 210 to 1229 and encodes 339 amino acids. Lineage: Eukaryota; Fungi; Ascomycota; Sordariomycetes; Cephalothecales; Cephalothecaceae. The record is from RefSeq and is a predicted model, not a curated record. Gene Ontology annotation, biological process: heme biosynthetic process. Gene Ontology annotation, molecular function: hydroxymethylbilane synthase activity. Gene Ontology annotation, cellular component: cytoplasm.
UUGCGGAUCCGUACUGUCCUCAGAAGCGCCAGUACGAUACCGUUAGCACCUGGCCCCGCACAGACCCCCUGCUUUUGGGGCAGAAUCGCCUCUUUCCGCACCGCGAUUCCCCUUCCUACUACUACAUUUUCUACCCCACCAUUGAACCCUUCAUCGUCAACCAAGGGUACCUUAUCUCUCCAAUUCCGGUCCCAUCUUCGUCCGCAACAAUGGCUCCCGACUCACAGACCAUCCACAUCGGGACGCGGCGCUCCGCCCUAGCCCUCAAGCAGACCGAGCUUGUCGUCUCAGCCCUGCAGGCCGCUCACCCGCACAUCAGCUGUGAGAUCCACGCCAUGGCCACGAUGGGCGACAAGGACACGACCACGCCGCUCCCCAGCAUGGGCAAGGGCCUCUGGACGUCGGAGCUCGAGGCGAAGCUGAUGUCCCGCGAGGUCGAUCUCGUCGUCCACAGCCUCAAGGACAUGCCCACCACCCUACCGGAGGGCUGCGUCCUGGGUUGCGUGACGGUGCGCGAGGACCCGAGGGACGUGGUCGUAUUCCGGGACGGCUCCGAAUACAAGACGCUGGCUGAUCUCCCCGCCGGGAGCGUGGUCGGCACGAGCAGCCUGCGGAGAUCUGCGCAGCUGAAGAGGAGGUAUCCCGCGCUCAAGUUCCAGGAUGUCAGGGGAAACCUCGACACCAGGUUGGGCAAGUUGAAUGCAGACACUAGCCCGUUUUCGUGCAUCAUUCUGGCGGCGGCCGGGCUGCUGCGGUUGGACUAUGGGGCGCGCAUUUCUCAGUACCUGGAGUCGAGCACCGAGGGCGGUGGUCUGUUGCACGCGGUCGGCCAGGGUGCGCUGGGACUCGAGGUGAGGGAGGGCGACCAGCGCGUACUGGGACUCUUGAAGACAAUCGAGGACGCCUCCACCAUGGUGGCAUGUUUUGCGGAGCGUAGUCUUCUAAGAACCCUCGAGGGUGGCUGCAGUGUGCCAAUUGGCGUUGAGACAUCGUGGGUUGGCGAGGGUGACUCGAAGAAGCUGAGACUGAAGGCUACAGUCGUGAGUCUAGACGGAACCGAGGCCGUGGACGGGGAACGGGAGGAGGCCAUCUCUACGCUUGAGCAGGCCGAUAGCUUUGGCCAGAGAGUGGCUCAGGAGCUCGUAGAAAGGGGGGCCAGGAAGAUUCUGGAUGUCAUCAACCAAGGCCGAGCAACGACGCCAGCACCGGCAGGCACCGGGGCAUCAUGAAUCAAGUAUUGUUGUACCAUUGAGCAUCGAUUUACCAUGAUCGCCUGAAUUGCCGGAGAUAGCCGAUACCCUUCCUGUAUGAUGAAUCAAGAAACUCCCCUGAGCCAAAAGGAGGAAUACGCUAUGUACAAUACAAAUGCUUGGCCCAUCUCUGUUUCCACGUCCCACGUUUCCCCGUCAAGCCUCCAGGUUGAACUGUUCCAGGUUGAAUUGUCGGCCAUUGGUCAAAUUUUACGCCAUUCCUAAUAACAAAACUUGUCCUGUCUAUGGCAAGAUUUACUGCUCCGACGAUUCGCCAGCGGUAAACUCCUUGUACUCCUCCGCGUUCAUCAGCCCCUCCAGGUUCUU